Molecule: messenger RNA, 1782 nt
Organism: Trichoderma atroviride IMI 206040
Lineage: Eukaryota; Fungi; Ascomycota; Sordariomycetes; Hypocreales; Hypocreaceae
Source: RefSeq, a predicted model, not a curated record
AAUUAUUUUAUAUUUCAACUACAUACUCUUACCAUGUCUGACUCUGCGCUGAGCGUUGACGCCUUGGUUGUAGGAUGCGGCUUUGGAGGAAUAAACGCUGCGUAUAGGCUGGUGAAGCGAGGCCUUUCGGUGCGUUGUAUUGAUAUGGCGGGAAAUGUUGGCGGUACCUGGUAUUGGAACAAGUAUCCCGGUGCCAUGAGCGACACAGAAAGCUAUCUCUAUCGAUACUCGUGGGACAAAGAAGACCUGCAAUCCUAUGCAUGGGCCCAUCGAUAUCUGUCCCAGCCAGAUAUUCUGGCUUAUUUGGGACAUGUCGCUGACAAGCAUCAGCUGCGGCCCCUCAUGGAUUUUGGCGUUGAGAUGAAGUCGGCCAGAUGGGACGACAGUGUUCACAGAUGGAUUGUUGUUUGCUCAAAUGACCAGACUUUCAAGGCACGGUAUCUUAUCAACUGCCUCGGGGUGCUAUCUCAGCCACAUUAUCCAGAUUUUCAGGGCAUAUGCUCAUUCUCCGGUUCAAUUGUUCACUCGUCAAGGUGGCCUGAUGAUCUGGCCUUGCAAGGCAAAAAAGUUGGAAUUGUCGGCAACGGUUCGACCGGGGUGCAGAUUAUGACGGCGAUCGCACCACUGGUUGGAGAGCUGAUAUCCUUUCAACGCCACCCUCAAUACUCUGUACCCAGCGGCCAAGAACCAGUGUCAAAGACUCAGCGAGCAAAUAUUAACAGAGAUUACGAAAGUUCUUGGAACCGCGUGUGGAACUCAUACAUGGGCCUUGGCCUCAAUGAGUCCAAUCGAAAGACCAUGGACGCUGACGAGGCGGAGAGAAAUGCUAUCUUCCAACAAGCUUGGGACGCUGGUAACGGGUUUCAAUUCAUGUUUGGUGCGUUUGGAGACUUGGCAAUCGACAAAACAGCCAACGAAGAAGCGUGCAAGUUUUUGCGCCGCAAGAUUGACCAAAUCGUAACCGAUCCACACAAGGCUGCCAUUCUCAAGCCGAAAGAGCCAUACGCUCGGCGUCCCAUAUGUGAUUCGGGCUACUACCAGAUCUUCAACCGUUCCAAUGUUGAUGUUGUUGAUUUGCUAGUCAACCCCAUUAGAAAGAUUAUCCCAUCCGGCGUGGAACUGUCGGACGGAACGAAACAUGAUCUGGACAUCCUGAUAUUCGCUACAGGGUUUGACGCAGUCGAUGGAAACUACAAACGCGUCCGGAUCACAGGGCGUGACGGAAAAUCCCUCAGCCAGCACUGGGCAGACGGUCCAACAGCGUACGCAGCCGUGUCUUGCGCUGGGUUUCCCAAUAUGUUCCUCGUCUCUGGGCCCCAAGGCCCGUUUGCCAAUUUCCCUCCAGUAAUCGAGUCAGAACUGGAUCUGAUUAUGGCGUGCGUGGAAGCCGCCGAGUCUGCUGCUGAUCAUCAUUCGGAUAGUUUAGGAGGAGCUGAUUGUACGAUCGAAGCGUUGCCUGGAGCAGAGGCGACGUGGUCGGCAUUGUGCACCGACGGGGCUAAGUCGACACUGUUUUGGGGCGUGUCAAGCUGGAUUUUCGGUACCAAUGUAGACAAGAAAGAUCCAUGGGCAAAGUUUUAUUUGGGAGGGCUGGCUUCGUACAGAGAGUAUGUGAAGAAGAUUAUCGCCAACAACAUGGAAGGGUUUGUAACAACAGUGCUUGAUGUUGCAACUGAUAAUAAGGCGAACUAAGAUAAGCAGGCUUCGGUAUACUAUAGCAGUAGCUUAUAAAACUUGGUUAAGUCUAUAAAGUUCUACAUAAAUUUAGUGUUAUCUGGCAAA